Messenger RNA from Cyphomyrmex costatus, 3178 nucleotides. RefSeq names its product tropomyosin-2. NCBI's taxonomy places the organism in Eukaryota, Metazoa, Arthropoda, Insecta, Hymenoptera, Formicidae. The transcript is spliced from 6 exons. The coding region runs from base 1 to 855 and encodes 284 amino acids. The record is from RefSeq and is a predicted model, not a curated record.
AUGAAUGCUAUUAAAAAACGGCUGCAAACGCUAAAGCUCGAGAAAGAUCUCGCGAUGGACAAAGCUGAUCUUUGCGAUCAGCAGGCAAAGGAGGCAAAUCGAAGGGAAGAAAAAUUGAGAGAUGAGGUUCGUGAACUGGCCAAAAAGUUAGUGCAAAUGGAGCAUGAUUUAGAAGUGAAUAAGGCUCAACUGAUCAAGUCAAACAGGAAUCUCGAGAUAAAGGAGAGAGUCUAUAUCGUGACUCAAUCGGAACUAGCGGUACUUAAUAGAAAAAUGCAGCAGUGCAUGCAGAAUUUAGAAAAGUCGGAGGAGCGACGUUUGUCGGCUCAAGUAAAACUCGCGCAAGCCAUGGAAACCGCUGAGGACGCAAAACGUAUCUGCAAAGUCCUAGAGAACAGGAGUAAACAGGAUGAAGAAAGGAUGGAUCAAUUGAUGGCACAGCUGAAGGAAGCGAGACUCAUUGCUGAAGAUGCUGACACGAAAUCGGACGAGAUUUCGAGAAAAUUGGCAUUCGUCGAAGACGAGCUGGAAGCGGCGGAAGAAAGAGUUAAAUCGAGCGAGGCGAAAAUUCUCGAGAGGGAGGAUGAGUUAUUCAUCGUUGGCAAUAUAUUCAAAUCCUUGGAAGUGUCCGAAGAGAAAGCUAACCAAAGGGUUGAAGAAUUUAAAGCGCAGUUAAAGGAAUUAAAAGUAAAACUGAAAGCUGCUGAAAAGCGUGCCAUUAUCGCCGAGAAAACUGUCAAGAUAUUCACGAAAGAAAUGGACAAGAGGGAAGAUUAUCUACUAAAAGAAAAGGAAAAAUACAAAUACAUCUGCGACGAUUUGGAUUCCACGUUUUCGGAGCUUACGGGAUACUAAAAUAGACUUCAAAUCGAUCGUUCGAUUACAUCGAUCGUUAAUCAGAAGAUUCGCAUUGCACAAAAACAUAAAUAUAAACUUUCACGUUUACCGAAUAUCUUAUGAGGUUCGCCCAGAAAAUCGAUCCUAUGUUUACUUUACACGAUAUCAAUUUAUUUAAUCGAUUCUACGAUCGACACAAUGCAUCGAAAUGUCGUACCACAGAUUUAAUACAGUUUAAAUUUAAUCGACAAUUCGUUUUAAUCAUACAACCUCCGAUCGCAGAACGGAGAAAGAAUUUGCGAGCUUAUUCACUUUAUGGAGCUCUGCGAUGACUUUUUUGCGCAAUCUCGCGCCACGAUUGGACCGUCCGCGCCAUGCUCGCGCUGGUAAGCGCUUCCUCUCCCUACAAUGACAUUAUUAAUUGUAGUUACAAUAACAAUUGUCCAUUUGAUUUGUUCGCUCGUUUCCUCCAUCCAUAUAGAUGCAACAAUUAAAGUAUAUUCUCCGAGCUGCACGGAUUAUCGCAAAUGACGGGGGAUGCACCGAGUUAUGUCAUUGCAUCAUCUUUCGAGAACCGUGUAAUUAUUCGCGAUGCAAAAUGUAUAAAAAUCCGAUAAACCAAUUCAAAUGUACUUUAUUAUCGCGACGAGAUUUUAAAGUAACAAAUUUCAAUCGGAUAAAUGACGAGAUCGUUCAAUUCAAAUUAGCUUCGUGAAAAAUUGUACAGUAAAAAAUUCAUUGAUCAGUCAUUAAAUACUUUUUCUCACAAAUAACUUCUCACACGAUUACGAUAACGAAGAGAAUUAACUGGUCCCUGAAAGGUUACAGCAAGAUCUAUUGACAGAACUCGGUCGGUCCAUGACGCAAGAAAAAUGUACAAAAAUCGUAUCGACGAAAAUGUCCCGGCAAUCGCACCAAGAGCAAGACGGCGAAUCGCACUUCGUCCUCUUCGAAAAGAUUGCUCUAUCGAAUUUAAUCGAACACUACGAGUUUGAUUGACGUGCUUUCCUUAUAUACAUUAACGAACGCGUCGUACAUAUCUGUAUGCACGCGUCUUGAUGCCCGUGUACUCAAACAUAUUGUAUUCUACAUACGUAUUAUCUACGGUCUCGUCUUCGUAGUGUCGCGCACAGCUUUUCUUAAACUUAUUGGCAUUAUCUCGCAAUAAAACUGGAAAUUCUAAACGUUCCUUAAUAUUAUGUCAUAAUUAGAAUUUCUUAGUCUCUUCCCUAACAGCAAGGAUCUUCAGGGAAUGUCCUUAGGAUGUCUGUAUGUUCUUUAAAUAUCCUAAGGACAUCUCCAGAAUGCAUCCUGAAUAAAGUGUGCUAUUAGAGUUCUUAUACUUCUCUUUCCCAUAAGAUUAAAAUUAUUAUCGUUUUGUACGAUGAUGUACUGUAAAUUCGGAGCAGCUUCCUUCGCGCUGAAAUGAACAAGGAAGUGGAAGAACAUUCGCCAUCACAGAUGUCCAAAUAUAAAAAAAACAUCGUAUAAUACAUUUAACUAUUUAAAAUGACGUUUAUCGACGAGAGAAAACGGAUUAAACAGGUUUUUUAACAUUAAAAACGUUACCACGAACUUGGUAAAAGUUACAAAAACAUGCUUCUUUUUUUCAUUCCGGAGUGUAUAAAGUGAUCUCAAUCGGAUCCUUUAAGGUCGCGGUAAGUAGUCUGCGGAAUGGCAGUGUCGUGGAAAUAUUGGAAGCUCGCGGCGCAGUAGAAUGCACGCGUUAAUUAAUUAAUUCUAAUGGCGAUUUUUCGUAGUACUUUCGAGUUCAGUCUGAAAAGGAGUUCCGCUGGUACGACUUAUUGCGUAAUAGUAAGAUUGGUCGCGUCGGAUCACAAAGUCUCGAAGGUGCACGACAUUAGAAGAGAGAUCUGAAGAAGGAGAGAGCCACAGCUCUCCUUCAAAUGCCUUGGCCGAAAUUUAUACAGAGCGGAAAACGAGAUUGCGCUACGAUCAGCUUCGUAGCUUCAUACUCGAUUCCUCCAGUCGUAACGCGCUUCGCGUACAGGAAAACAUUCUACAUAGAAGUCUUAGGUUUAAUAACGGACUUAAAAUAAUCAACGGUGCUAUUAUAUAUAUAUAUUUAUAUAUAUAUAUAUAUAUAUUCGUACGUAUAUAAACUUUACAAUGCAACAGAGCCGAACCGUCAACGAUCCGCUUUUUGGAGACUUGGAAGUCCGGUCUCUUCUCCUUUCCUAUCCGUUCUUAUCCCAAUUCUAAUAACAUGCGCGCACCGAAUACAGGAUGAGCAUGAUUUCCAGGAUGGCAACAGUUUCGAGCUGCUUCAUAUAUUUAUGAGAAACAAAAAGGAAAAACUUAUUAAAUGUUAAUAAUAUAA